GAGUAACACUCCUCCAUGCAGAUGUGUGAAAAUGGGUGGGGUGUAAAGAGGGGUGGUGGUAUAGAGGGGUGAGUGAGGGCCAAUAGGGCAGGAGGACUGACCCCGUGGUGGACGUGUGGUGCUAUAAGAGCGUCGUCUCAGAUUCCUCUCUCAGAUCCUUUCUUCUCUCCUCCACAAACAUGGACUCCUGGAAUUCAUGCCACGACUCCGCGCUGAUGUUCGACUCGUCGGUGAAGCUGGAAUCAGACGAGGACGAGCACGUCCGGGCCCCAGGGGGCCUCCACGAGGCCGGGAGCUGCCUGCAGUGGGCCUGUAAAGCCUGCAAGCGUAAAGCGAGCAGCGUGGACCGCCGGCGAGCCGCCACCAUGCGCGAGAGACGCAGGCUGAAGAAGGUGAACCACGCGUUCGAGGCUCUGCGCCGCUGCACGUCCGCCAACCCCAGCCAGAGACUUCCCAAAGUGGAGAUCCUGAGGAACGCCAUCAACUACAUCGAGAGCCUGCAGGAGCUGCUGAGGGAGCGGGUGGAGAACUACUACAGCCGAGAGAGCGGCUCCGAACCCGCCAGUCCAUCGUCAUCGUCCACCUGCUCCGACAGCACGUCUGAGUGCAGUCCCGUCUGGUCUCAGAUCAGUUUAAACACCGCAGCAGUGUACAGUUAUGAGGCUCAGAGCGUGAGUGGGAUGGACAGAUCUGCCGGAUCUACCAGUCUGCAGUGUUUGUCCAGCAUCGUGGACCGACUGUCCUCGAGGAACACGGACGCUCUGUCCCCGAGUCCCUGCGAGUCGCAGUGCAGCACUCCGGAAAGUCCGAACACACUCGUCUACCACGUCCUGUAAGAGCGACAGAGACGCGCUGUGUGUACACACACACACACACUUGGGGAGGAGCAUCAUGUAUAAAUUCCUGCUAGAGUAAUCUACAAUAUCAUUUCCAGCAUUUUCUUAUGACUUUAAACAGAGAACACUCACACACACACUCUCACACACACACUCACACACUCACACACACACACACUCACACA
Ictalurus furcatus (blue catfish) is the source of this 1021-nucleotide messenger RNA. It is a transcript of the gene myf5, whose product is annotated as myogenic factor 5. Gene Ontology annotation, biological process: regulation of transcription by RNA polymerase II; positive regulation of myoblast differentiation; muscle organ development. The coding region runs from base 180 to 836 and encodes 218 amino acids. Gene Ontology annotation, molecular function: DNA-binding transcription factor activity, RNA polymerase II-specific; protein dimerization activity; RNA polymerase II cis-regulatory region sequence-specific DNA binding. The transcript is spliced from 3 exons. The record is from RefSeq and is a predicted model, not a curated record. NCBI's taxonomy places the organism in Eukaryota, Metazoa, Chordata, Actinopteri, Siluriformes, Ictaluridae.